GUCCCCGGCCGAUUAAGAUACGGUUGGAUAUAAAAUGCCCAAACCUUACCCUUUCCCCGCUCUAGGGUUUGCUAGUUUCUCUCUGCUUCGGCCUUUCAGAUUGUUUCUUUUGCUGUAAUUUGCGGGACAGUAGCGACAAUGAGGCCGGUUUUCGUCGGAAACUUCGAGUACGAAACUCGGCAAUCGGAGCUGGAACGCUUGUUCUCCAAACACGGGAGGGUCGAUCGUGUGGACAUGAAGUCUGGUUUUGCCUUUGUCUAUUUUGAGGAUGAGCGGGAUGCUGAAGAUGCUAUCCAGAACCUCGACAAUAAGCCAUUUGGUUAUGACAGGCGCAGGCUAUCUGUGGAGUGGGCUAAGGGUGAGCGUGGUCGCCAUCAUGAUGGUUCUAAAUCAGUGGCAAACCAGAGGCCAACUAAAACUUUGUUUGUCAUUAACUUUGAUCCCCUCCGAACCAAGGUUCGUGAUAUCGAAAGACACUUUGAACCUUAUGGGAAGGUGCUUCAUGUCAGAAUUCGUCGGAACUUUGCAUUUGUGCAAUUUGACACACAGGAAGAAGCUACCAAAGCUCUUGAGGCUACUCACGCAAGCAAGAUACUGGACAGGGUUGUGUCUGUUGAGUAUGCUUUGAGGGAUGACGGUGAGAGAGGUGAUCGAUAUCAUGAUAGUCCCAAAAGAGGCAGUUAUGGUAGGCGUGGAGAUAGUCCUUAUGGGAGGUCACUAAGUCCUGUGUAUCGCAGGCGUCCAAGUCCUGAUUAUGGUCGGCCCCGUAGUCCGGCAUAUGACAGGUACAACGGUCCAAUGUAUGACAGGCACAGGAGUCCUGAUUACGGAAGGAAUGAGAGUCCUGAAUAUGGCAGAUACCGCAGUCGCUCGCCUGUUCGAAGAUCAAGAACCUGAAGUCAUCUGAUGCAGUAGUGGGUUAAACAUCUUAGUGCUUGUGGUUUUUCUGUAGCUUUAGGUAAAUUUGUAGAGGAUGAACGUAUUAUGAUAGUGCUUAGGUUCCUUACAUUGUAUUGUUGACUAUGCGUUCCAAAGUUUGCUGUUAUCAAACUAGUGUUCUACCGUUGAAGUAAUCAAUGGAUGUGGCUAGAUUCGCUUGCUGGAAACGUAUUGGCUUCUUACGGCUGUA
This is a messenger RNA of Prunus persica (peach), 1129 nucleotides long. Its product is annotated as serine/arginine-rich splicing factor RS31. The record is from RefSeq and is a predicted model, not a curated record. Gene Ontology annotation, molecular function: RNA binding. The coding region runs from base 139 to 897 and encodes 252 amino acids. Gene Ontology annotation, biological process: mRNA splicing, via spliceosome. The transcript is spliced from 6 exons. Gene Ontology annotation, cellular component: nuclear speck. Lineage: Eukaryota; Viridiplantae; Streptophyta; Magnoliopsida; Rosales; Rosaceae.